UUAAAUUACAGAACCUUCUGUCCGUCCAGAGGCUAGUGGUAUCAGAAAACCUUUUGAUGACGGUGACGAAUCCGACAGCGGAUGGCAGCAAGAGUUGGAGCGCAGAUACGCGCAAGACGCCAACUUCAUGGCGGAAUUGCGAGCCAGACACCCGUCCAGCCCGCCCAAGGAUAACCAGAUGCCAGGUCCGAACUACGCACAAAACUCGUACGGGCACAACUUCAAUCACAGCGGACAGAGUUUCCAUAUCCAAGGAGUGCACUAUCCGCAAAACCAUAACAUCAAUUCGGCUUCCAGUUACGUCUCCCAACAGAACUAUCCCAAUGUUUUGCCAUCAAACUCUAGACCUGACAACCUACUACAAGAAUCAGCAAAAAACAACGAUGUUAGAGAAGAUCCGAUAGAAGAAGAAGGAGAAAUUAAAAAUAAAGAAACCCUACAAUUCGAAGAAGCAUUGAAGCAGUGGGUAAAUCGGUAA
Messenger RNA from Phaedon cochleariae (mustard beetle), 478 nucleotides. The record is from the annotation of a GenBank genome assembly. Lineage: Eukaryota; Metazoa; Arthropoda; Insecta; Coleoptera; Chrysomelidae.